Molecule: messenger RNA, 687 nt
Organism: Ostertagia ostertagi
Lineage: Eukaryota; Metazoa; Nematoda; Chromadorea; Rhabditida; Trichostrongylidae
Source: the annotation of a GenBank genome assembly
AUGGUACCGAUGGUCAAUCCACCGCUCCCUGAGCAACUUAGGACUGAUACUCUGAUGGGAUUUUUAGAAGCCCGAUCGUCGAGCAACUGCGUAGCCACUUCGAGUCGCCUCACUGCCGUGAGUCUAGCGCGUCAACAACUGAGCGACUGCAAGCAAGGACGACGUGAAUUUGCAGAUAGACUUGAACAAAUUGUCAAAAAAGUAACGCGAGGCCAGCCUAAAGCAACCCAAAACGAGCGACUCUUAGACGAAUAUCUUGACCGCUUAAAACCUGAUGUCUGGAGCAGCCGUCUGGCUAGCGACUCGAAAGAGUUCGCUCUCUCAUUCUCUCUGUCUAGCUCUUCUAUCCUUGAUCGUGGUUACUCUCUCAUCUUCACGGAUCAGAGCUAUGCCAUUGGAACUUUCUUUUCUCACCGUUCCAAACGAGCGACUAGCUCCUUCAUACACCAACAGGUCGGUCUCGCAUCCACCAAUCAGCUGGCAGCACGACGGCUGGCUGUCGAGGACAGCAUGCAAGAAUCCAUGAGUAGCGCCUUUCAUCACGCAAUUCGACACCAACCCUGCGGUGGCUAUACGCAAUGUUUUGCAACGCAGCGAUAUCGAGUCUACCUUCUUUGGCAACAGUAUCGUAGUAUACUAGGUCCUGUGCUUCUCUCUCACCGUCUAUUCACUGUCGCCAUUCAAUAA